AUUAGCUGGAUAUUUGCACGAGAAAAUGUCUCGCGCGUAGGCAGCGACCGACUCACUGGGAAAAGGCCAUUUGAAAGUUGGAGUUUGGCGCCAGUUGCCGGACAACAGGACAGCUUGAAUAUACAUAACAUUUAACUUCACAUCAUUGUAUUUGGUAGAAUGGGUUCAUCAAUGAGCUCGUCGAAUGGUGUCAGUCACGCUUCCGGUUUCGGUCACACUUCCGUUCACGGUCACGGUCAUGGUUUAUUCGGUCAGAGUUACAGUUACAGUCACAGUCACGGUCAGCCGCAGCAGUUCUACUUCGAUCCUGACAUGGACUCGCCCCAUCGAAGACCCGAUUGCUGUUCGACCAAGUCGGAGCUGCGUGACAAACUCGAAAGCCUGGCCGACGUCACCGAGAAGAUCAAGGAGGUCAGGUACUACACCCAUCCGCUCAACACGUGGCAAACGUCGUCCAGGUACGCGUUCAUCGUCCUGGAAACGGACAGCUGGUGGUGGUCGGUCGACAAGGACGACCGAGGCGUCACCAUCCAGCGGUCAAAAUGCGUCGAAAAUGUUCGCGACUUUUGCCGCAGGCAGUCCCGUUCCGCCGCCGGCGCAGGCAGCGGGAUCGAAAUGGCCAAAAAGCCUUCCGGCAACAUUAGCGUGAUCGAACUGCUCAAUCGUUUCUGGAUGAGGGACCGCGCCAAUUUGGAAAUCCAUUUCCAAACCAAUAAUAACGGCUACCAGCAUUUUGCCGAUAUCCUUUACGACUUUGUUUGAAAAAUCCGCCAUCAUAUUAUUAUUGGUACCGACGAUGAGUUGAUGUCGCAUUUCUGUGGGCUAUAUAUUAUGUGUUGCUCUCGGGCGAAUCAAAUUUUAUCCGGCUGGCAAUCAAUUUGAUGUCAUUCGAACAUUUACGAAUUAAUCGAUUGUGCAUUAAAUUUGUAAUCACAUUUGAAACUGAGUUUAAUUGUAUUACGUAGUUGCCAUACAUAUUUUAACCAAUAAAAUCAUUCGCAUUCAGUCUUAUAUCCCCGAAUAAAU
Molecule: messenger RNA, 1026 nt
Organism: Daphnia pulex (common water flea)
Lineage: Eukaryota; Metazoa; Arthropoda; Branchiopoda; Diplostraca; Daphniidae
Exons: 2
Coding region: 160-762 (200 amino acids)
Source: RefSeq, a predicted model, not a curated record